Messenger RNA from Eriocheir sinensis (Chinese mitten crab), 1474 nucleotides. Its product is annotated as centrosomal protein of 164 kDa-like. Gene Ontology annotation, biological process: protein deubiquitination. Gene Ontology annotation, molecular function: cysteine-type deubiquitinase activity. The record is from RefSeq and is a predicted model, not a curated record. NCBI's taxonomy places the organism in Eukaryota, Metazoa, Arthropoda, Malacostraca, Decapoda, Varunidae. Bases 101 to 1330 code for a protein of 409 amino acids. The transcript has 9 exons.
GUGGUGACUGUGUUGGAAGAGGGAGGCAACGUGUUCUUGUACCGAGAAUCGAGGAGCAGCAAGAUGGACAGCCGCAGACACGGAGAGAGAGACAAACGGAAUGCAAUGGGAAGGGAAGCAAGGGAAGAAGACAAGUCGAGGUCAUCAUCAUCAUCAACAGUCAUCGUCGUCAGAGUCCUUCAGCGACAGUAGGGAGGAGGCUGCAAAACAUCUACUGGCCGAAGAUGUGGAGACGAAGGAGAAGAGAUGGGAGGAGGAGAGGGAGAUAAAGAGAAGAAUGGAGGAGAAGGAGGAGGAGAUGAGGAUGCUGAAGAAAAAGUUAACUGAAAAGGAAACUGAAAAGAUACUGCUUGAACAUCGGAUAAGAGAGAUGGAGAGAAGGUUGAAGAGGGAGAAGGAUGCGGAGGUGGAUGAGGCGAGGAGAUGGAUGGCGAAGGAGAGGAGGGAAGAGUGGAUGGCGUGGGAGGAGGAGAAAACAAGGUUGGAGACAGCGUGGGAACAGGAGAGGACAUCGCUGGUGGAGGCGUGGGCGAAGGAGAAGGCCAAGCUGGAGGAGGCGAAUGGAGCGUUGGGGCGGAGAGCAGAUCACUACCAGGGAGCAUCUAUUGAGCUGCAGGAGAGGAAGGAGGAACUCGAGGGUGACAUGCGCCGGUUGGAGGGAAGGAACGAGGCGCUCUUGGAGAACUAUAAAGAACUUGAGUAUUUUAGGAAGCGCUGCGGGGCCAUCCUGAGGGGCGAGAGGGUAGACACAGGCACGGUACGAGAGUUUAUCCAAGACGCGGCUGGCGAGGACGAGCUGCAGCUGCACGUGGCCGUCUCCCUGGGCUUGGACAGGCACGUAGAGGGUUUACUGCGAAGACUCAACGGCACGGAGCGGAACGACAGGCGCUGGAGCGCCCUACAGCUGGCGGUCGCUCGCGGUGACAACAAGACCGUCAGAAAAUCGUGGGACCAGCGAUCAGCCAGGGAGGAAUACCCACCCCUGCUGCACUUGGCAGCCGCUAACAGGCAGAGAGACACCGCCAAGAUGCUCAAGAAGAAGAAGAUGAAGUUGGAAGCAGAGUACGAGGGCGUGACGGCGUGGGACGUGGCCGAAGCGAUGAAGCACUGGGAGAUGACGGAUAUAUUGAACAAGAGGAACGGGCUGAUGUGUUGGAAGGACUUGGGACCGUCGCCGCGGGGUCUUCCUAACCUGGGCCAAACUUGCUACAUGAACUGUGUCUUGCAGAGCUUGUACCACCUGCAGCCACUCGCCGAGGUCUUCAGGUACGGAGAUAGCUCGGUGGAAUGUAGUGAAAAAUGGAAUGUAGUGAGGAUUGAUGUAAUGUAGAACAUGGAAUGGAAAGUAGAAGUUGGAAUGCAGUAAAAAAAUGCGGUAUAAGAUGUGGAAUGUUGUAAAAUAUAGUCAACUUCCACGCUCAUCCUCCUCCUUCUCUUCCUCCUUCUCCUCUUCCUCUUCCUCCUCCUCCUUGUU